This is a messenger RNA of Heterobasidion irregulare TC 32-1, 1926 nucleotides long. RefSeq lists its product as uncharacterized. Lineage: Eukaryota; Fungi; Basidiomycota; Agaricomycetes; Russulales; Bondarzewiaceae. The record is from RefSeq and is a predicted model, not a curated record. Gene Ontology annotation, molecular function: RNA binding. The transcript has 14 exons. Bases 70 to 1926 code for a protein of 618 amino acids.
ACCGUAUCGAGCUCACCCCAAGUUUCUUCAGUUGAAGGUUCUUUCUUCAGAGCACAUCAACGUUCAAACAUGAGCCGUCAUCACCCAUACGGAGGCAACUACGACAACUCUGGCUUUCGUAGAGGAGGCCCUUCCUCCGGCCCUGGACCAGAUAGAUCGCACCGGUUUCAUGAAAAUGGUCCACCUCGUGGUGGUAGAGGAUUUGGUCGUGGAAGAGGUCGUGGGUCAUAUGGAGGUGGUGGUUAUGACGCAGGCGGAGGCCACGCCGCGUACGAUCAAGCGCCCCCGCAAGGUGACAUGGGAUUGGGAGGAUACAACACGUACGAUUCUGGAUCGACUCAAGAGUCCUCUUAUCAAAAUGGUUUUGGAGGACCAUCUCCACCUCAGUAUGGCUCGCCGCCUGCCUCGGGAGGCUUUGAGCAGAAUUAUGGAAAUUUCGAAGGUCCUAAUUACGGUCGAGGAGGUCCACCAGCGAAACGUGGAGUCCGUCGUGAAAGAGACGAUAAAGUUCACGAGUCAAUUAUUGAAGAACGGAUUCAACGCGAGCGACCGUGCCGUACACUUUUCAUACGUAACAUUAAGUAUGAAACUGAUAGUGACGACGUCCGUCGGCAAUUUGAGGAACACGGUGAAAUCAAAACAUUUUUUGAUCUCAUCGCCAAUCGAGGAAUGGUGUUUGUAACCUUUUUUGAUUUACGUGCAGCCGAGAGAGCAAGAGAGCGCCUUCAAGGCUCCGAGAUCAGUGGUCGCCCAAUUGAUGUCCAUUAUUCACUGCCUCGUGAUGACAGCAACUCGAAGGGUGGCGAAAAGAACCAAGAGAUGCAAGGCACGUUGUUGGUGACACUCCGUAACUCAAUAUCCGGCCAGCCUAUCGACGACAAUGAGGUCCGCCGAAAAUUCCAGCAAUUUGGUGACGUUAAGUCUGUCAGACCCAUCGGGGAUCGCAUGGAUCAACGCUAUGUCGAGUUCUACGAUGUCAGGUCUGCCGAAGACGCAUUCGACCGUUUGCGCCACCAAGGUCUUCAAGACGGCGUCAUGGACAUCGUUUUGGCCUGGGAGGAAGGGCCGCCUCCCGGCCAACCUCGGAACGCGAGUACGGGGGCGGAGGCGGAGGCGGAGGUGGAGGUGGAGGCCGCGACUGGGACGAUGGUCAUUUCCGUGGACAGCCCAACCGGGGACGCGGCCGCGGCCGCGGUCGAGGUCGAGGCGGACCCAGUGGCCACGAUGAAGAACGAAAGCCUUACUGGGAAUCCCGAGAACGUGAGCGCCCCAGGCGGUAUGACGACGAUCACAGCAGCAGAGGCGGGCGCGAACGGAUACGUAAGCCAGAGCACCCCUUCGGCGUACAAUCAAGCUGCCCCGGCACCGCCCGUCGAUGAACGUCUUGAUCAAGCUCGCAAGGUUCAGCAGCUGCUGGCAGCGCUCAAGCAACCGCAAAAUGGCGCUGGACCAAGCGCCACUCCGCCAGUCCCGCAGGCGGCUCCCGCUCCGAUGCUCAACAUGCCGCCUCCCGUACCCAACUACUACGCGCCUCCUCCUCAAGUCAUGAAUCAGCCACCACCCAUGCCCUACCCAGGCGGCAUGCCACCCCCGAACGUCCCGACCUUCCAGCCUUCCAACGCCACGCAGCAACCCGGUCCCCCGGGCACUGGCGCGCCUGCACCUCCGGGUCUGGCAGGACUCCCUCCCAACAUCCUCGCGCUGCUGCAGAACGCACAGAACCAGGCCAUGAGUGGUCCGCCGCCUCAGCUCCAGAUGCCCAACCAGUAUGGGAUGCCGCCGCCACCGCCUGGACCCCCGAUGCAGCGAAUGCCCCCACAGGGCAUGCCCGGUGGGCCGCCGCCUGGGGUGCAGAUGCCGCCGGCGAACACGCACGGCGAUUUCAACCAGCUAUUGUCUUACUUGACCUCUGUGAAGAGGCAAUAA